Molecule: messenger RNA, 1233 nt
Organism: Quercus lobata
Lineage: Eukaryota; Viridiplantae; Streptophyta; Magnoliopsida; Fagales; Fagaceae
Exons: 2
Coding region: 1-1233 (410 amino acids)
Source: RefSeq, a predicted model, not a curated record
AUGAAGAAAGUCAUGGAAGAAAUGAAAGAGAACAUGAGAAGGGCGAAUCCUAUAGAAGAUUUGGUCCACAUAACUGAUUCCCCCUUUACGGCUUCCAUUAACGGUCACCCUCUACCAUCAAAGUUCAAGUUGCCUUCUCUGGAUUCGUAUGAUGGAACGUGUGACUUGUUUGAUCACAUUGCUACUUUCAAGACAACAAUGCACCUUCAAGUGGUCCUUGAUAAAAUUAUGUGUAGAGCCUUCCUUACCACCCUUAAAGGUCCGGCACGAGUUUGGUUCAGCAAAAUACCCCCAAAUUCGGUAAGUUCUUUCAAAGAGUUGAGCAAGUUGUUUGUUUUCAUUGGGGGACAAAGACACAAGCGUUCCUUGUCCAGCUUGUUAACCAUAGAACAAGGAGAGAAUGAGAGCCUGCGAUCAUUCAUCACUCGUUUUAACAGAGAAGCCCUAAGCAUGGACGAGGUAGAUGACAAGCUUUUAUUGGCAGCCUUCCAUAAUGGGGUGAAUUUGGACUUAUUCAUACAUAAACUCUAUGAAAAAGAGCCUCAGUCCAUGGCCGAACUCGUCCAUUCAGCCCAAAAUUUUAUGAAUGCAGAAGACGCGAUCAUUGCUAAGAAGAGGAAGAGAUCUGAGAGAAUAGAAGCAAACCCCAAUCGUCAUUCCGAGCAAGGCUCUCAUCCAAAGAAGGGACGGGCGGAAGAAAGGAAAGAUCGAGAUAAUAAGAAGCCUGGCUCUUCAACACGGAAUCAACAAUAUACCCCUUUGAACAUGCCAUUUGAGCAGGAUCAUGGGUAUGAUACAGAUGAGUGUUUUGAUUUAAAGCAGCAGAUUGAGAAUCUCAUAAGGCAAGGGAAGUUGAGGAAUUUCCUUGGACGAGACCACAAGGACGAGAAAUUGAAAGGGAAGAUAGAAGAAUCAUCGCGACCAUUGCUCAGAGAAAUAAGAGUAAUCAUAAGGGGAAGUUCGACAGGCCAGUCGUCUAAGUCCAAGAAAGCAUACUUGAAGGUAAUGCAAGGCAUCCAACUUUCUGGACAAUCACCAAGGGCAAGGUCCACAGACGAGCAAGCGAUCACUUUCACAGACGAAGACGCUAAGAGAAUUCAUCACCCUUACGAUGAUGCUAUCGUCAUCACCUUGCUUAUUGCUGACUACACAACCAGAAGAGUGCUAGUGGACAACGGAAGCUCGGCAAACAUUUUAUAUUAUCUAGCUUUUCAGCAGAUGAGAUUAGGAUAA